Messenger RNA from Glycine soja, 1143 nucleotides. RefSeq lists its product as uncharacterized. Lineage: Eukaryota; Viridiplantae; Streptophyta; Magnoliopsida; Fabales; Fabaceae. Bases 381 to 908 code for a protein of 175 amino acids. The record is from RefSeq and is a predicted model, not a curated record. The transcript has a single exon.
UCGAUUCACCUGUCGUUCUUGACCUCCUGCCCUAUAAACGACAUGCGCUUUACUCCGUAAGCCCAAAACAAAAAAACAACCAUGAUGCUCCCCCACUCUCCAAGCGCGUGGGACCACGCUAACGUGACGCAACCAAGAAGAAAGUGUACUCCACGCGCGCGUGAAAAUAAAUUACCGACAAUGUUUUUGCAGUAUCUCUUCAUUUUCAUGUUCUCCAAAGCGAGAGAUAGCGUGCUAAAAAAAAAAGCGAGAGAUACCCAGAUUCCAGAAAAGAACCAAAACGCGCAGAACAAUGGAAUAGUACGAAAAAGUUUUCAAUUUGGGAGAGAAAACAAAACAAAACCAGAUUGGUGUUUUGUUUCCGAGGUUGUUUUGUUGCCAUGUCCAUGGUAAAAGUGGAAGAAGAAGAGGAGCAGCAAGCCACUACACCAAUUCACACAUCAUCACCUUCCUCUUAUGUGUUACUGCUUCAAAUCAUGAGCAAAAGGAGAACUUGGGUGUGCAUUUUUGUGCUUGUUUAUGGCUUGCUCUUCACAUCUUCGUGGAAUUUCCUCAAGUCCAUGAUUUCGUGGUACAAGUUGCAAGCUGAUCAGUCAUCAACAACUUCAUGGUGGCCAGCACUUUAUGCCUCGGUGCUUCUUGGUGCGGUUUUUGGGGUGCUUUGGAUGGUUGCAGCUCUCGCUGUUGUGGUGCCUGCGGUUCUGGUCACGUGGAUCGCCAUAGUGGUGUUGUUGGCUUUCUUUGGUAAGCCUAAGAGAACUUUGGUUGCGGAGGGGAGAAUGAUUACAAAAGAGAUUUUUGGUUUUGUGAUGAAGGUUUUGCUGAAAGAAGGGAAUGUUGUGGCUGCUGUUUGUGCUGUUUUGGGGUACUUUGUUCUUGGGAGGACGAAUGGGAAAGGUGUUGACUGAAUUGGGUGUGUGAGUUUGGUGCAGUGAUUAGUUUGUAGGAUUUUGGUAUGUGGGGAUUUGCAGAAUGUGGUUGUUGUGAUUUGGUCAAGUGUCUUGAUCUAUUUUUUAGCAUUUAGUGAGAUUUAGAUUAGGUAGGUGAAAUUCCCGCUGAUCCGUAUUAACAAUAUUCAAUCGUACGUUAGUGUAAUCUAUUCAUGGUUAAUUAAUUUUACAAGCUAUUUUGUCUUUUGCUUUA